This is a messenger RNA of Geodia barretti, 650 nucleotides long. The record is from the annotation of a GenBank genome assembly. NCBI's taxonomy places the organism in Eukaryota, Metazoa, Porifera, Demospongiae, Tetractinellida, Geodiidae.
GACUAUUCUGCUUUUCUAAGGCACUUAGAAACCGUACUUUUUAAAGUUAUUCACCAUCUUGAAUGUCUUGGGGCAAUGAUGUAUUACUGGCAUUACCUCUCAUACGAUAUGCUGGAGCAUGUGGCACUUCGACUUAACCUUGAUGGUGUCGAGCCGGAAAUGCAGAGGUUCAAAGAGGAUGCAGAAGAAUUCCGAAGGUGCACAACGAUGGCUGCCUUUUCCCAGACAGAGAAGAUGAAGAGGGUGUGCCCCCCACUAUAUUCUGAAAUUUAACCAAGUUCCAGUGGUCAGAAACAGACACACUGCGGCGACUAGAGGAGUUCAGGAUGGCUUUUUUGAGAAACUAUCAGCUUAACUGCUUCUCGAUGAUAUUGGGCUUUGUGGAAAUGAUUGAGCCAUCCCACUCCUUUAAUGUAACUUGGUUUAUACCACACGUAGUGACUAAAUUAUUGACUAGCCCACUUCCUGAGGCAUUGACUACCCAGUACGCUGUUAGCAACAUAGUAAGAUAUCUUGCUACUUCAGGAAAAGCAUCUCAUUUGAAUGAUUAUGUUUUAGGACUAACAGAGGGAAACUCGGAGAGUUUUAAAGCUCUCUCUCAUCCACUCACAAGUGAUAUUCUAAAACCUUAUCAAAAGGUUAUAGCAGAU